UCCUCUCCGGGUGAGGACGCACGCACGGACUUCUGGGAGGAGCUGCUUCCGUUCGCGUCACUUCCGUUGCCGGCGUCGUCCCAGCUCCCCCUUCUCCGCGGCCGGUGGCUUCGCGUGGCGGUGGGCGGGCAGGCAGGCGGGCGGCGUACCUCGUAGACGAAGCCGGCUGAGGCCUCUCCUCUCCUCACGUCUUCUUCGCUUUCUCCGGUCCGGCGCCGCCAUGGCGAUGAGACAGACCCCGCUGACGUGCUCCGGCCACACGCGGCCCGUGGUGGACCUGGCCUUCAGCGGCAUCACUCCCUAUGGCUACUUCCUCAUCAGUGCCUGCAAGGAUGGGAAGCCUAUGCUUCGCCAAGGUGACACAGGAGACUGGAUUGGAACAUUUCUGGGUCACAAAGGAGCUGUCUGGGGUGCCACUUUGAAUAAGGAUGCCACUAAAGCAGCUACAGCAGCUGCUGAUUUCACUGCCAAAGUGUGGGAUGGUGUUUCAGGAGAUGAACUGAUCACCUUGGCUCACAAGCACAUUGUCAAAUCUGUGGAUUUCACUCAGGACAGCAAUUACCUGUUGACAGCGGGACAAGAUAAAUUGUUGCGAAUCUAUGACUUAAGCAAGCCAGAGGCAGAACCUCAAAUGGUCAGUGGCCACACGUCUGGUAUUAAAAAAGCUCUGUGGACCAGUGAUGACAAACAGAUCCUUUCAGCAGAUGAUAAAACUGUCAGACUCUGGGACAGAAGUACAUAUACAGAAGUGAAGGCAAUAAAUGUUGCCAUGUCUGUGAGCAGCAUGGAGUACAUUCCAGAAGGGGAGAUACUUGUGGUCACUUAUGGAAGGACCAUCGCAUUUCAUAGUGCAGAAACCCUGGAACAGAUUAAAUCAUUUGAAGCUCCUGCAACAGUUAAUUCUGCAUCCCUUCAUCCUGAGAAAGAGUUUCUAGUUGCAGGUGGUGAAGAUUUUAAACUGUAUAAGUAUGAUUAUAAUACUGGUGAAGAAUUAGAAUCUUACAAGGGGCACUUUGGGCCCAUUCACUGUGUCAGAUUUAGCCCAGAUGGAGAAUUGUAUUCUAGUGGCUCUGAGGAUGGAACGCUACGACUGUGGCAGACAACAGUAGGGAAAACAUAUGGUCUCUGGAAAUGUGUGAUUCCUGAAGAAGAAGGUGGAGAUCUGGCUAAACCAAAGGGUAACCUUCCAGGGACUGCAGAGGAAGAACUAGACCUUGGCUCUGAAAAUUCAGACUCCAUCUACAGCACGACUCCUGAAGUUAAGGCUUGAGCGUCACGGUUGUUAAUGGCAACACAUGGACAUGAAAUCAAGAAAGCAGUGGUAUGCAGCAGCCGCCCAGGGCACCUAAGGCAAAGAUGGCAGUCAUUGAUGAGAAGGCAUUGGAACCGAUGGUCUGGAAAGAGAGCUGAGGGUACCGAGCAAGGCAAAGCAGUUACAGUUUUGGCGGUCUCCUCGCACCACUGCCUGUUGCCUGUCUGAAUGUAACAUGCCAGCAGCUGAGACCCAGUUUCUCCAACUUCGGUUAACUCAUUGUAGUGUUUAUUAUUGAGGAGAAAUGUAAUGGCUUCUAGUAGAGUGUUUUCUGAAAGUGGGAAGAGUUGGUAAGCUGGGGUUAUGUGGUAAAAUAACUGACUUGGGAUUUUUUUUUUUUUUGUUAUGCAUUGCUUCUCAACAUGUUUCCAAAUAAAACUCCUCUACCACAUCA
Hemicordylus capensis (graceful crag lizard) is the source of this 1706-nucleotide messenger RNA. It is a transcript of the gene STRAP, whose product is annotated as serine/threonine kinase receptor associated protein. The transcript is spliced from 10 exons. Gene Ontology annotation, molecular function: protein binding; RNA binding. Gene Ontology annotation, cellular component: SMN complex. Gene Ontology annotation, biological process: spliceosomal snRNP assembly. The record is from RefSeq and is a predicted model, not a curated record. The coding region runs from base 221 to 1270 and encodes 349 amino acids. NCBI's taxonomy places the organism in Eukaryota, Metazoa, Chordata, Lepidosauria, Squamata, Cordylidae.